CGGGCCGAGGCUGGCUACAACGUGCAUGAGUGACUUGCAUUGCAUCCUCUGUCUUUCGACUCUAAAACUCUAUUGUUACGACUUUGAAAUUUUGCGAAGACAAGAUGUCAGAUGCGCCCACGAAAAAGGAGCAGGAGCAGGAAGUUGCGACCGCGAUCCCACCACCACCAGUUCCAGUCGCAGCCGCCCCUCCACCCGACAUCGCAUCUGAUCCCGACGAGGACGACCUACGUCCUCGACGAAUUCGCGCAUUCGAAGGUUGAGUCCAAGGCCCCCGCACCCUCCACAGCAACAGCACCUAAACCCGCUGCACCGCCCUCUUCCGGUCCCGGAAGGCCAGAAGACCUCUCCCCCGGCUCCUUACUUCUCGAAGAUGAAGAUGAAUUUGCCAAGCAGCUGCAGAAAGAAAUGGAGUCCCUCCUCGGCCAGGGCGACUUCCAGAAACAAAUGGAAGACAUCAUGAAAGAGAUGGGCGAGGAGAUGGGAGGCGCGAACCCUCUUGCUGCGACGUCGCCACCACCAAAAGACAGCGGGGCCGCGAAAGAGGCCGACAAGAACUUCCAAGAAACCAUCAAGAAAACGAUGGAGCGCAUGCAAUCAUCUGGCGAGGCUGCGUCUUCUGCCGCGGCUGCAUCAACAGACCAGGACGAUAUGCUCGCGCAGAUGCUCAAAGAGAUGGAGAGUGGUGGGUUUGGGGGUGAGGGAGGGGACGAGGACUUCAGCAAGAUAUUGAUGGGUAUGAUGGAGCAGCUUACGAACAAGGAGAUCUUGUACGAGCCCAUGAAGGAGCUUAACGAUAAGUUCCCUAAGUGGAUGGAGACGAACAAAGAAAAGGUGGGCAAGGAUGACCUGAAGCGAUACGAGGAGCAGCAGUUGCUUGUUGGGGAAAUCACAACGAGGUUUGAAAGGAAAGGGUACAGUGAUGGGGAUCCGAAGGACAGAGAAUAUAUUGUGGAGAGGAUGCAGAAGAUGCAAGCCGCAGGUUCUCCGCCGCCAGACUUGGUAGGCGAUAUGCAUGCUGCGCAAGAAGUACUCCAGGAUAUGGACCAGGGAUGCCCGACACAGUAGUUUCUUGCACAGUAGCCAACGUCCCUUGACUCUUCCAGAUACCCACAAUGUAUAUGUCUCCCGUUCAACUUCGCUGGCUAAUUCGCAAGUGGCUGGUUCCAACAACAUAUUGGGACAGUAUACACAGAGCUGAGCCAUGAAAAAAUAAUUAUACAGCGAACGUGUGCGUGACGUCUAGCCGUCCGUCAUAUCCAUGUCCAUCGCGUCCGUCUCGUGGAAAUUGGUACUCGAGAGUUGCGAUUGUUGCUGGAGUUGGUGAUUUGCCGUCGCACAUUCCAUGAAUAUCGA
Molecule: messenger RNA, 1356 nt
Organism: Dothidotthia symphoricarpi CBS 119687
Lineage: Eukaryota; Fungi; Ascomycota; Dothideomycetes; Pleosporales; Dothidotthiaceae
Product: Pex19-domain-containing protein
Exons: 3
Coding region: 112-1068 (318 amino acids)
Biological process (GO): protein import into peroxisome membrane
Cellular component (GO): peroxisomal membrane; peroxisome
Source: RefSeq, a predicted model, not a curated record